GGGGAAAAGCAAGGAGGCAAGGCCCGCGCCAAGGCCAAGUCGCGCUCUUCCCGCGCCGGGCUGCAGUUCCCCGUGGGCCGCGUGCACCGCCUGCUGCGCAAGGGCCCCUACGCCGAGCGGGUGGGGGCCGGCGCGUCCGUGUACAUGGCGGCCGUGCUGGAGUACCUGACGGCCGAGAUCCUGGAGCUGGCGGGCAACGCGGCCCGCGACAAGAAGACGCGCAUCAUCCCGCGCCACCUGCAGCUGGCCAUCCGCAACGACGAGGAGCUGAACAGGUUACUCGCGGGUGUCACCAUCGCCCAGGGCGGCGUCUUGCCCAACAGCCAGGCCGUUUUGUUGCCCAAAAUAACGGAGAGCUACAAACUUGGCAACAAGUAG
Molecule: messenger RNA, 378 nt
Organism: Echinops telfairi (small Madagascar hedgehog)
Lineage: Eukaryota; Metazoa; Chordata; Mammalia; Afrosoricida; Tenrecidae
Product: histone H2A type 2-B-like
Exons: 1
Cellular component (GO): nucleosome
Molecular function (GO): protein heterodimerization activity; DNA binding; structural constituent of chromatin
Source: RefSeq, a predicted model, not a curated record